AUGAACAACAGCGUCGUGGUGGUAUUAAUUACCAACUGUGACUGCUAACUAGCUGUUGGAGACCUCAAUGCAGCUACCCUUUUCAGUCUAAUGUUCUCUGUCAUGCUAGUGGACGCCUACCGUGACAAACGCCCCCGGAUCCGCGUCGACUACAGAACGAACGGCCAACUCCUCAACCACCGGCGGAUUCACUACCAAUCGCGUCCAUGAACUUCUCUGCGCCGGCGACUGCGCUCUCAACGCAAACUCAGAAAGGGACAUGCAGCGCAGCAUAGACGUCAUCGGCGCCACCUGCGACAAUUUCGGCCUGAUCAUAAACAACGUGAACGGCGCCCAACUGCUAGUCGUGGACAACUUCACCUACCUGGGCAACACCCUCUCCCGCACCGCCAAGAUCGACGGUGAAGUGACCCGCCGGAUCUCCCAAACCAGCUAA
Molecule: messenger RNA, 436 nt
Organism: Spirometra erinaceieuropaei
Lineage: Eukaryota; Metazoa; Platyhelminthes; Cestoda; Diphyllobothriidea; Diphyllobothriidae
Source: the annotation of a GenBank genome assembly